AUGGCUCAGCUAGCUAGAAUCGCCGGCCGCCGCAUGCUCUCCCAGACGAUGCCCUCCCACCACCGUGCCGCCCUCGCCUCCAUCCACACCACCGUCCCUUCUCUCGCGGCGUCCUCUGGCUCCGCCCCCACUCCUUACGCCUCCGCCCGUCCUCCGGCGACUUUAUCCCCGUCCGGCCUACCGAAGGCAGCGGAGUACGUGAUUUCUAAGGUCGAUGACCUCAUGAACUGGGCCCGACGCAGCUCAAUCUGGCCGAUGACUUUUGGGCUGGCCUGCUGCGCCGUGGAGAUGAUGCACACCGGGGCCGCGCGCUACGAUUUGGAUCGAUUUGGGAUAAUUUUCCGGCCUAGCCCUAGGCAGUCUGAUUGCAUGAUUGUUGCUGGAACUCUCACCAACAAGAUGGCACCUGCCCUCCGCAAAGUCUAUGACCAAAUGCCCGAGCCAAGGUGGGUGAUAUCCAUGGGAAGCUGUGCAAAUGGCGGUGGUUACUAUCACUACUCAUACUCGGUUGUUCGAGGUUGUGAUAGGAUUGUGCCAGUCGACAUUUAUGUUCCAGGUUGUCCGCCCACUGCUGAGGCCCUUCUCUAUGGGCUGCUCCAACUGCAGAAAAAGAUCAACAGGCGCAAGGAUUUCCUCCACUGGUGGACCAAGCACGUCAUCCUCGCCGCACGUAGUGGUGACCUAGGAGUCUUUGUUGCUGCACAAAGCGAUCGUCGCGGCGUCUUUGCUGCCGCCCAAGACGGCCGACGUGAUGUCCUCGUUACACGACGAUGUUGA
This is a messenger RNA of Striga hermonthica, 777 nucleotides long. Lineage: Eukaryota; Viridiplantae; Streptophyta; Magnoliopsida; Lamiales; Orobanchaceae. The record is from the annotation of a GenBank genome assembly.